CCCUGCCCCAGCUAUGGCUCCUGGGGCUCCCUCAUCCAGCCCCAGUCCUAUCCUGGCUGCGCUGCUCUUCUCCUUUUUGGUGCUCCCCCCGGCCCAGGCCAUUGUGGUUUACACGGACAAGGAGGUCUAUGGCGCUGUGGGCUCCCGGGUGACCCUACAUUGCUCCUUCUGGUCCAGCGAGUGGGUCUCAGAUGACAUCUCCUUUACCUGGCGCUACCAGCCCGAAGGGGGCCGCGACGCUAUCUCGAUCUUCCACUAUGCCAAGGGACAGCCCUACAUUGACGAGGUGGGGACCUUCAAAGAGCGCAUCCAGUGGGUCGGGGACCCUCACUGGAAGGAUGGCUCUAUUGUCAUACACAACCUGGACUAUAGCGACAACGGCACGUUCACCUGUGACGUCAAAAACCCGCCAGACAUAGUGGGCAAGACUUCUCAGGUCACACUCUAUGUCUUUGAAAAAGUGCCUACUAGGUACGGGGUGGUGCUGGGAGCCGUGAUCGGGGGUGUCCUGGGGGUGGUGCUGUUGCUGCUGCUGCUGUUCUAUCUGAUUCGGUACUGCUGGCUCCGCAGACAGGCGGCCCUACAGCGGAGGCUCAGUGCCAUGGAGAAGGGGAAAUUGCACAAGGCUGCGAAGGACUCGUCGAAGCGCGGGCGGCAGACGCCAGUGCUGUACGCCAUGCUGGACCACAGCAGAAGCACCAAAGCUGCCAGUGAAAAGAAGUCCAAGGGGCUGGGGGAGUCUCGCAAGGAUAAGAAAUAGCGGUUAGCGGGCCGGGCGGGGGGUCGGGGGGCAGCGGUGGAGCCCACCAAAGGCUCUCAGGUGGUGGUCAUCGAGAUGGAGCUCCGGAAGGAUGAGCAGAGCUCGGAGCUCCGGCCUGCGGUCAAGUCCCCCAGCAGAACCAGCCUCAAGAACGCCCUCAAGAACAUGAUGGGUCUGGACUCCGACAAGUGACCACCCCCCCCCUCCCCGGGCCCUUUCAGAGCAGGGGGACCUAGGCUCCUCU
Messenger RNA from Suricata suricatta (meerkat), 1004 nucleotides. It is a transcript of the gene MPZ, whose product is annotated as myelin protein zero. The record is from RefSeq and is a predicted model, not a curated record. NCBI's taxonomy places the organism in Eukaryota, Metazoa, Chordata, Mammalia, Carnivora, Herpestidae. Gene Ontology annotation, biological process: myelination. The transcript is spliced from 6 exons. Gene Ontology annotation, cellular component: membrane.